Oryctolagus cuniculus (rabbit) is the source of this 888-nucleotide messenger RNA. NCBI's taxonomy places the organism in Eukaryota, Metazoa, Chordata, Mammalia, Lagomorpha, Leporidae. The record is from RefSeq and is a predicted model, not a curated record.
GCCUCCGCGGAGCCUAGAGGCGGGAGAGCGCACCGAGGAGCGGCGGUCCCGGCCGGGAAGGCGUCCAGCGCGCCGCGCCCUGGCCCAGCCGGCUCCUGGGCCCGCGUCGCCGCGCUGGCGGGCUCGGGCAGCGCACGGCGGCGGGCGGGAUGCGGGGCGCGCGCUGCCUGAGUACCCCCGAUGGCCGGCGGCGGGGCGGCGGCGUGCGCAAGCGACGCGCGGCUGCUGCUGAGCCGGAACGCGCUGCGCCCGGCGCCCGCGCUUUUGGCCCCGGCCGUGCUGCUGGGCGCCGCGCUCGGAGUGGGCCUCGGCCUCUGGCUUGGCCGCCGCGCCGGCCGCCUGCGCCUGCGGCACCAGAAAGACGACGCUCAGAGUCUGCUCAGGAGUUUGGAGUGCGACACACGGACGCCCUCGGAAUCCGGCUCCCCGUUGCGGAGGAGAAGGAGGGAAGCCCAGGCGGCGCCCCGGGACGAGGAGGCUCUCACUGAGUGCGAGCCAUCUCUCAACAGCAACGUCACAGCCUUUGCGCUGAAGGCCAGAGUCGUCUACCCCAUCAACCAGAAGUUCCGGCCCCUGGCCGACGGCUCCUCCAACCCGUCUCUGCAUGAGAACUUGAAGCACGUGGUUCUGCCGCACCAGCCCCUGGAGGCUUCACCUUCCAGCAGCCUGGCCAGCCUGAGCCAGGCCGAGAAGGAUGACGGGAGCUCCUCGUCCAGCGUCCACUCGGCCGCCAGUGACGACAGGCUGCUCAGCCGCACCUUCCUCCGCGUGGACAGCUUCCCCGAGCUGCUGGCCUGCGAGAGUGUGGACGUCGACCUGUGUGUGUACAGACUUCACCUCCAGACGCUGCUGUGUGUGGACGCGGCUCUGCGGCAGGAGGCGCGCAUG